AUGGUGGUCCACCUUGGGUGCGAGGGAGGCCCCGGACUCCGACUGUCACUCCGGCGACAGGAGGAUUCUGCAGCCGCUAUAUCAACCGGCACGGAUGUUUCUCUUUCUUCACAUGACGAAGAUCAGGGAUCUAAACUUACCUGGAAAGCUAGAGAGGCACCCUUUGUUUCCAUUGGAAUGGCGGGGUUUGCAGCAAUCGUUGCAUAUGGAUUAUAUAAAUUGAAGAGCAGGGGAAAUACGAAAAUGUCUGUUCACCUGAUCCACAUGCGUGUGGCAGCCCAAGGCUUUGUCAUGGGAGCAAUGACCCUUGGUGCAAGCCAUUCCGUGUAUAAGGAAUUCUGGGCAAAGCCUAAACCUUAGAAGAAGAGAAGUUGUCUUGGUUUUGUUGGUGGUGCUUGCUUUAGUUAGGCAUCUCAUAUUGAGUUUGUAUGUUUAUAUUGAAAAUAAAUCAUCUGAAUGGGUCAGACAAUAACACAGUAAUUUAAAUUUUGGCUUCCUUUCUUGCGGGCUUGAAUU
This is a messenger RNA of Mirounga angustirostris (Northern elephant seal), 516 nucleotides long. RefSeq names its product HIG1 domain family member 1A, mitochondrial-like. Gene Ontology annotation, biological process: negative regulation of apoptotic process; mitochondrial respirasome assembly. Gene Ontology annotation, cellular component: mitochondrion. The transcript has 2 exons. Bases 1 to 360 code for a protein of 119 amino acids. Lineage: Eukaryota; Metazoa; Chordata; Mammalia; Carnivora; Phocidae. The record is from RefSeq and is a predicted model, not a curated record.